Messenger RNA from Solenopsis invicta (red fire ant), 1262 nucleotides. RefSeq names its product autophagy protein 12-like (gene Atg12). Bases 235 to 657 code for a protein of 140 amino acids. The record is from RefSeq and is a predicted model, not a curated record. The transcript has 4 exons. NCBI's taxonomy places the organism in Eukaryota, Metazoa, Arthropoda, Insecta, Hymenoptera, Formicidae. Gene Ontology annotation, cellular component: phagophore assembly site membrane; Atg12-Atg5-Atg16 complex; cytoplasm. Gene Ontology annotation, biological process: autophagy of mitochondrion; nucleophagy; autophagosome assembly.
GAUGAAGGCGCAUCCAACUUUAAAUGUGAUUCGGCAACUCAUGUGCUUUCGCAUUUAAAGUUUUGACUGUUCGGUGCAUCGGAACCUCGGAGCUGAUCGGAGCAAUCAGCUGAUCGCGUACAGCGUUGCGCAUCGCGGAAUAUCGCAGAGUGUUGAAAACGUUGCGAUAAAAGUGUGUAGUAGCAGCGUGCACUUAUUAGGAAGAUUAUUAUAAUUUUAGAUACAAGAUUCGCUAUGGCAGCCAAGGAAGAGGUAAGCAAUACAACAAUGGAUACAAAGACUGAAGAAACGCCAGAAAAUUCGACAACGGAAGAUGCGCCGGCCAGCCUAGAAACCAUUCCUGAGGGAAAUGCGGCACGAAACGGGCUUCAAACAGCGCCAAAGGACAAAGCAAAAAUUGAUAUACUGCUGAAAGCUACUGCUAAUGCUCCAAUCAUGAAGCAGAAGAAGUGGUCGGUCUAUCAAGACAAUCCCAUCGGAAAGAUCUCCGAAUUCAUAAAGAAGUACCUCAAAUUGGACCCCAACGAGAGACUGUUUCUCUAUGUGAAUCAGACGUUUGCGCCUGCCCCCGAUCAAACGGUCAAGAACUUGUACGACUGUUACGGUGCCGACGGAAAGUUGGUCAUACAUUACUGUAAAAGUCAAGCAUGGGGCUGAGAUUCGCUGAGGUUAACUUAUCAAAGUUAAUUUUUCCCAACAAAGAAUAAUAUAUAAAUUAUGAAAUAAUUUUAAUUUCUACCUCAUAUUUACGAUAUAUAUAAAUUUUGAUACCUAGUGAAAUGUAAUUGUGAUACCUGGUUUUUACUUUAUCAUUAUUUUGCAGGAGAAUCCUUGUUAAAAUUAUGUAUUCGUGUCUCAGUCUAAGCAUUGUGCGUUAUGUCUUUGACGUAAUUGAUCUUCUGCUACUUGAAUUUGAAGACUCCUUUAGUUUUUCCAUUGUUCUUGCUUUACUGGAUCUAUCGCUCUUUGUGUCCUUGCAUCGGCAUCGGUUCGGUGUACCUGCGCUUGACUUGGAACUUACCGAGCUCCGCGAUGCACAUUUGCAAACGGGCGUUCUUUCUUCUUUACGGGUUUCUUUUUUAGAACCUUUACUCCGAUCAGACGCAACUGAUAGCGGUUUCUGAUCACCUGUCAAGUAUCGCCAUUAAAUAAACAAACGUGAGUUGCAAUAAGAUUACGAAAGGUUUAUGUUGCCUAAUAAGUCUAUUUUACUUUGUUACACACUUAAGAAUACAUUUAAGAAUAUAAUAUAUUUACUUGUA